CCUCGUGCUAUUUCAAACUUGGUGAUCUAGUUGCUGAACAUAUUGAUCACCUACAUUAUGUGAAUGACUUAUUGUCACUCGACAUCGAGGCUAUCAAUGAGGUUCUGUGCGAUCAACUCCUGCAUCGCCUGUUCAUCCCGCUGCUUGUGUAUUCCCUUACGAAGCGCUAUAAACGAUUGGCUCCCAAGCCCGGCGUCAGUCGUCCACACGUGAGCAAUCCAGUUGCAACGCUAAUGCUUCUUCACGCCUACCUGAUUAUUGGGCACCCGGAUUUGAUACGUAUUCUAACUGAAGCGAUCUUUCUAGGAGAUCCCAGUCUGACAGAUUUGGUAUCACGUUGGAAUCAACGAUCUCCUACACGCCUGACCUCGACUUGCCGCGACAGUCAAGAUCUUACAUCAGAGCGAUCGGAAGAUGAGGGUACUCAUUCUGAUUGCGACGCAUUAUCAGAUGAUGCAAACCCGGCAAUCCACAUUGCUGAAUCAUUAGUAGCUGCUACACUGGCCCUACGCAGUGCCAGAUCGGCUGCCGCCGGCAAACGAUUGACAGCCUAUAUGGAAUCGGGUCGGUCGUUAAAUAGGCACCCAGCUUUCCUGCAACCGAGUGAGUCACUUGAAGCCUGUCUCCGGCAUGCCAGAGGAGUGACUCCGGCCCUACUUGCUAGUCUGUGGCCAUCUUCAUUAGAACCACUGGCGUUGACCGAUCGAUUUAAAUGCGAAUCAGAGCACAUCGGAGAAACCCCAGUUGAUACAGGCUUUAUGGAGCCCCAGACUAAUCAACUUGUGGAGUGCACAGACCCUCAAUCUCAACCUCCUACCGAAACCUGUGCUGAACAGCGUGUCAGUAGCUCAUCUGUUUCUGAAAUGAACGAAUCGUUUCCUCGGGGCUCAAGUCCUCCACCCAUAGGAUCCACGCCACGUUCACAGAACAACAAGACAUCUCUCGCAGAACAGGGGUCGAAGGUGAACAGUUCAGAUAUGAAGGAUGAGUCGGAGUAUUCGUUCAGUCUGCAAGGUCGUCCGUUUUUGCGUGCUCUCUAUCGGGCUUUGGAAGUUGGUCCUGGCACCGAUUACGACACACUGUUCACACUACUCCUACUACAGGCGAUUAGGAACAAUAAAGGUGAGUAUGGUCAUUGA
This is a messenger RNA of Echinostoma caproni, 1139 nucleotides long. NCBI's taxonomy places the organism in Eukaryota, Metazoa, Platyhelminthes, Trematoda, Plagiorchiida, Echinostomatidae. The record is from the annotation of a GenBank genome assembly.